AUGGCUAUGAAUGUGCCACCGGACAGCCUUGUCGGAUCAGGGCGGCCACUAUCACCAAUAUCCCAGGUAAAACACGGAGAAAAGCAAAACUACAACCCCAAUUUUUGGCACAUGAAGUUCCGAGGUUUCAGUCCCUUGGAGGGAUCCGACCCGAUCCAGGAUCUCAGGAGAAUCUCUGAGCUAUGCUCUCAGUGGCUGAGGCCGGACUUGAACAGCAAGGAGGAGAUCCUGGAUCAGCUGGUGUUGGAGCAGUUCGUAAUCUGCAUGCCACCAGAGCUGCAGGCCUUAGUGAAGGAGAGCGGAGUGAAGAGCUGCAAAGACCUGGAAAAGAUGCUGAGGGAGGGAGAACCUCACAACUGGUCCGUAAUCUACUCCCAAGGACAGGCGUACCUCCGAGAUCCCAGUGUUGAGAAGGCUGAAGCCACGGAGGAUAAAUGGGACCAUAUGGAUUUGUGCCAAGAGCACUUAUCAAAUGACAGCGAGGAGUCUCUCAACAGAAGCCAGGUCAGCCCAGAGAUGCAGAGCCUAUCAGAGACUGAAGAGCCAUCCACCAGCCAGGAAGAGGACCUUUUGCUGGGACUGAUUCCUGAGAGGAGACGGGCAGACUACCUAAGACCUGAGCAGAGCCUGCAGAGUGACUCAGUUCCUGAUUGGGAAGAGGCGGAAGUGUCAGUGUUUGUUGGUCAGGACCCUCAGCCAACACAGGGUCCUGCUGGUUCUCUCAGAGUCAAUGCGGUGCUGCCCCCAAAAGAGACGGGUGUGGAUGCUGUACCGUCGUUCACCCAUAUUCUGGAAAAAGGUUUAGCCUUGAAUAGGGAUCUUCAGAGUCUUCGUGGUUUCAACUUACCCACUUCCCAAGGAGAGGCCUCCUAUAUGGGCAAUACAGAAGACGGACUAGAGCCUGCUAACCCACCGCCUGUAGAACAAGUUGACGAUAGUCUUGCUGGCCAGGCUCGGUUUCAGUGUACUAAAUGCAAGAAGAGUUUUCUUUACUGGUCUCACUUUGACCUUCACCAGAGGUCACACACAGGAGAGAGACCCUUCAAGUGCAACUUGUGCAAAAAGGCCUUUCUACAGUCCUCUGAUCUGAGAGUCCACCAGCGUGUCCACACUGGGGAGAAGCCUUACACGUGUGCAGUCUGCCUAAAGGAGUUCGCCCACAGGUCCACCCUGAAGAGCCAUAAUCGGGUCCACAUGAAGGAGAAGCCUUAUAUGUGUGAGGACUGUGGGCAACGUUUCAGCCACAAGUGCAACCUCACUGUCCAUUUCCGCAUCCAUCGCGACGUGAGACCCUACAUCUGUAAGAAGUGUGACAAGGCUUUCCGGCAGCAUGGGACUUGGAAGCGACACAUGAAAGCCCACUUGAGAAAGGCGUCUGUGUAA
Arvicanthis niloticus (Nile rat) is the source of this 1383-nucleotide messenger RNA. RefSeq names its product zinc finger and SCAN domain-containing protein 5B-like. The record is from RefSeq and is a predicted model, not a curated record. Gene Ontology annotation, cellular component: chromatin; PcG protein complex; transcription regulator complex. Gene Ontology annotation, molecular function: DNA-binding transcription factor activity, RNA polymerase II-specific; RNA polymerase II cis-regulatory region sequence-specific DNA binding. NCBI's taxonomy places the organism in Eukaryota, Metazoa, Chordata, Mammalia, Rodentia, Muridae. Gene Ontology annotation, biological process: regulation of transcription by RNA polymerase II.